Molecule: messenger RNA, 4752 nt
Organism: Bactrocera dorsalis (oriental fruit fly)
Lineage: Eukaryota; Metazoa; Arthropoda; Insecta; Diptera; Tephritidae
Exons: 3
Coding region: 174-2264 (696 amino acids)
Biological process (GO): regulation of transcription by RNA polymerase II
Cellular component (GO): nucleus
Molecular function (GO): DNA-binding transcription factor activity, RNA polymerase II-specific; RNA polymerase II transcription regulatory region sequence-specific DNA binding
Source: RefSeq, a predicted model, not a curated record
AAAGUAACGCCUUGAUAAAACCGAAGAAGAAGAUGAAAAAAUAAAUGCAUUCUUAGCGGGCUUUGGGAAAAUUGUUGUUUAUUAAUAUUGUGUGAAUUUUCAAAAAUUUAUAGUUUUACGAAUCUGUUUUGAAAAAAUUGUGACUCUGACGUACAUUAAAACAAAAACGCAUAAUGGAUAUCUCUAGGCAAGCAUUUAGUGAAGCGAAUACUACCGGAGUGUCCAUGUAUUUGUCGUUUGAUUCAAGCAUUUCAAGUGCAGCUUAUAAAACAUUGGAAGCUACUACAUGUGAUCUUUCAAUGUUGUCAAACAUGGACCAUGAGGAGGCAACUGUUGAAAAUUCUCAGGAAAUUCAUCAGAAUAGCACGCUGGAGGCGUUAGAUUCGCAUUUGAACUACCUAGAAUCAGUUAAGGAUAUAGACUCGUGUUCAAAGCUCACUGCUUUACCAAAGCGUAUUUUGCAAGAAUAUAAUGUUGUCAGCUCGACACCCACCAAGGAACAGCUAUUACGUAGUGUUGAAGUUGUACGCGGCUCCGGCGCCGAAAGAUGUGUGGAUCUAAAGUUUGCUUUUAUGGAUAUGGAUGACAAAAAAGUUAAUGCCACAGAUAAGGAAAAUGCUUUACCUGCUAAAAAGGUAACAGCAAUAUCCAAUAAAAACGACGAAGCCUCACUACGGACAAUAAUAGAAGAAACAUCAGUUGUUGACGAAAUAAAUACAAGUAAACAUAAGGAAGAGCCAAACAUUGAAGAAACAACACCAAAGGCCACCAACAGUAAAAUACCAAUAACUGACGAACUACCACGGGAUCCAGAAAAACCAGAAAUUAAAGUUUCAGAUAUAAACAAAAGGAAAUCACUGAUUAAGAAGCCGUUAUGCGAACCUGAUCUCAAAGCUAAUCGUCCAUCAAGAAUUUCUAUGAAUCCAAAUAAUCGUUAUACACUAAACAAUAUUGGCACAAAAUCAAAUAUUGACAAAGAGAUUAAGGAAAUUCCAAAAUUGAUGAACAAGGUGUUGAAAUUCGCUGAAGCUACAAUCACAGAGAACGAUAAAUCUAAAACAACAUCUCUCUCGGAUACGCGUAAGUCUAUUUCGUAUAAUCCAAAAGGACGCUCAUCAAUGCUACCAUCUAGUGUAGCAUCACAAGGUGAAAAACGUCCUUUUGCAUUUACUCAACGUAUGUCGGUAUUGGUAAAGACCACAUUAAACAGUCCCGCACGUAAAAUAGCUCGACGAUCUGUUUUACCCAACACGCAGCAAAACAGAAAAAGUACCAUACCCACAGGGCUAUCACACAACAAUCGCAAAAGUAUGUUGCCAAUAGGUAGAACAGUACAAACCGAGGUAAAUACAAAAUGUACACAAAAGCCAGUCAUUGAAUCUACUAAGCAAGGACCGGCCAAUCGAAAGUCCAUGUACCCCGUAGUGCCGGCUAAAGCUGCUAACGUUCCACCAUUAACUGCAUCGAAUACGAAAACUCGGCCAACUGUAACCGCGAAACCCGAAAGCAUUUUCGUUUGCAAAGUUUGUGGUUGUAAAUUUAGCCUUAAGUCACUCUUAGAUGCACAUAAACGUUCUCAUGAAGGUGAUGGUGUACCAGCAUUUGUUAAGAAAACUAACACAAGCGCUGCGAGUACAACUUCAUCAAUUACACAUUCAAAUAAUGGAAAUAAAUGUAGAUAUUGCGAUAAAAAGUUUGUACUACUUCGUGCUUUACACAUACACCUGCUGCAAAAUUGUCCAAAAAUACCACCAAAUGAUAAGCGCAAGUUAAAAUUCCAUGAAAUGGAUCAUGUUGAAAAGGCUCAAUUGCCUUCGGUCUUCCAUGUAAACACUUCUGGUGCUAAAAUAAACUCACAAAUACAAAAUACAUUGACGAAUGUACCGCCACAGCGUUCUCACUCAGAUUUGAGUAGCAUUUCUGUAAGUUCUACAGAUUCCACAAAUGAUAAAAAAGCGCUUGCUGAAAUUACCAUAAUAGCGAACACUGCGGCUGCAGCAGUAGACGGUUUAUUGCCAGAGAUGGCGCCACCCGCAGCAAGAAUGGUAAAGAAAACAACAGCUCAUGCUGGUAUACAUCGUACACCGAAUAAAGCCAUUAUAUGUCACAUCUGUAAGAUGUCAUUUAAAUGUAUAAUGGAUCAUAUUCAGCAUAAUAUGACGGUGCAUUUUAAAAAUACUGAAACUCCAAAAAGCAACGACGAAAUCGAUGCCCGGAAGAUUGCCACAAAUGCGAAUACAUCGGCUACAAAGCAAACGCAGUAAAGCGAUUUUUCUUUUAUUAGACGCGCAUUUCGCAAUUUUUAUAUAUUUAUUUUUUAUGUUAAUUUUUCUGUAGUUAAUUUCCGUUCUUUUUUUUUAUUUACAAACAAUUGCUAUGUGUUUGACGCCACGGCCACGAAGUUUUUCUGUCAAAACUUUGGUCUAUUCGAUUUUUUGAUUUUUUUGUUUUUAUUAGUAAUUUAAUUAAACGUAAUCAUAACAACGCAAUUAAGAUUGCCACACUUCAUGAUUUUCAUUAAUUUAUGUGCAUAACUUCACAUGUAAGAACUAAAUUUUAGUGCAUAAUUUCACUGUGAAAUUAUACUUUGAUAUGUAUUGUAAGACGUGAAGAUUUUUAAUUUUUUUUUAAUCUGACUGUAACUCUCAAUACAUAUCAAUAAAUCUACAUAAAUAUCAAUAAAUACUCAAAAUCGAAUCGUUUCCCUUAUAUUAUGAACAAUUUAGAUAUAGAUCUGAAAUAUUAAACACGUCCAUUUCUCCACAAGAGCUGCUCAUUUGUCGCAACCGCCGUUAACAGACCACUAUAGCAUAAACAAAAUUAUGUUAUUUUAUUGAAAUACUUUUGUAUUUGACAAGAUAUCUUAACGAAAUAUGACACAGAUUAUUACCCAACCAUACAAACUGAUCGGUGUCAAAAAUCCUUGGUCAAACAACUUCUUUAUUUGACGAGAUGUCUUCUCGAAAUUUGACGUGGAUUAUUGUCAAAGUGGCCUAUCAAAUCCAGAUCUUGUCUUAAAAUUUUAUAUUUGUGAAGCUGCAACCGUAGUUAAGGUUUUUUUUAAGAAAUAGGACCACAUUUAACGAUAUUUCGAUUAAUAUUUUUUCUGGAAGAUGCAGUUUUUGUUUCUGCAUUUAAUUUUGCACUCGAAAGUCUGACAAUCUAAGCAUUAAUCGUUGACAAAUGUUAUUUAAAGCAAUUAAAAUUAUUAAUUGGCUGAGAUCUUCCCUCCCUUUUCCACACAAUAAAUUCAGAUUUUUGAAUGCUCGCCCAAUCAAAAUUGCCAAAUACAUGACAAUGCUAAUGCGGAAAUUUUUGUGAUCAUUUCCCUUCCGGUGGAAAAUUGGUGGUCAUUGCCAAAAAUGCGAAUUCACAUUUUCUAUUCAAAUUUACAAGUGUUUCAACAUGUAAACAUAAAAAUGAAACGUGCCGCAAAUUUUGAGCACUAAAAAUUUUUUCACGAGUCUACACAAACGUACACAUUAUCCUAUGUACAUGUACACGUUAUACAUUCUAAACGCUUAACGUAGCAUGCCAGAAACUACGCCAGAUGCAUCACUACACAUCUUUAAAUAUAUCAUACAUAUGCGUAUAAGCGUCAGCACCUCUAUAUGUACUUUACACAUCUCGCCAGUGCUACGUUCAGAUAUGUAAGUGGUUUUAGUGCUUUUGUUGCAUCAUAUUGUUUGUUGCAGCAAUAGGCAGACGAGAAUGAAAAUAACCAGACACAACCAUUUCAUCAACGUCCAAAUUUCUAAUCUGAAUUGUUGAUUGUCUUACACCGUCGUGCUUACAUCGUCUGCUUCGCCAAACCUAAAUAUUCUUCAGCUUUUUGUUUUUGUUGUCUACUUUGUGGCAAGGCAUGCAACUGAAAGUCAAACAUACAUACUCACAUAUAUGUGUGUUUGUAGGUUACAUUAUAAAUAAUAUCGGCAAUGGCUGGUGUUUUAUGUCGCCGCGAACUUGAACUUGAUAGAUGAAAUUCGUAUGCUAUUUUCAGGUCAUCUCGCUCUUCUGUGCCAGAAAAAUUAUAAUUUUGGCUGUAUAUGAUCUUUAAGUGGCUCAAAACAUGUCCCAUUUGUAGUAUCUUGUGUAUUGAUGAAUGACACAAAUAUCAGAAUGAUGUAUCCACCCGGAAAAUUAAUUCGGUGUUUUUGUAUAAAUCAAAGUAGAAUAUUAAUAAGUUAACCAUUCCCACGACAGUCGGAUCUAAUUAGCCGGAGCGGACUCUGAUUUUUAUACGGCCAGGGACUGUCAACUGGACACCAUUCCUCGGAUUUACUUUAGGAAUGUUUUCUGGUUCUACAAUUAGUAAAUUAAUAUUUAACUUUUUUUGCUUACCAAUCAAUUUGAUAUAAAAAAAUAUAUACAAUAGUAAUUUGUAUUUAAAUACUAUGUUAUUUAUUGUUAUCAAUUAUCAUCAACUCGUGUUUUAUAUUUAAUAAACUCAUUGUGUUGUUGUCUACAUAAUCAUACAUGUAUGCGGCGUUGUGUUCAUUUCACUUUUCAGUUUGGAUUUUUAAUAUAAAUACUUAUGUAUUACUAAACCUACAAAGCAUUGUUAACAAUUACAUUCUUAAACAAUAUCUACAAAAGAAUGUACUGUAUAUAUAAACUACAAACAUACAUACACUAUGUUUAAGUAUUGUUGGAAGAUUUUAACGUGUGAUAUUAUGUGGCAGAUUGAUUCGCUCUCAAUAUAUUUUAUAAUUGCUUUGAUACGUUUACAACACAUCUGCGCUGUAUUAAUUA